This is a messenger RNA of Closterium sp. Yama58-4, 3561 nucleotides long. The record is from the annotation of a GenBank genome assembly. NCBI's taxonomy places the organism in Eukaryota, Viridiplantae, Streptophyta, Zygnematophyceae, Desmidiales, Closteriaceae.
AUGCUAACAGUCAUGAAAGCAUGGACCCCCGCUGCUGCCGGGAUUUCCGCCGCAAGAGCCGCCGCAUUGCUCGGCGCGCUCCUUCUCCUCUCCUCCGCGCAUCCGACGCGGUCGGAGCGCCUCCUCGGGUCGCUGCUGCGAUUCGGACGCGAGUUUGCCGCGACGCGUCUCAAAUGGCGUACCAAUAAAGACACGCCUAUUCCCUCGCUUGCGCAGCUUCCCCCUGAACCCGAUCCGCGCAUCGAUAACUACGAUCCCGAAGCAGAUGCGAUCGACGGCGCCAGUCUCGACCUGCCUCGUGGCCCGCCGGAGCUGUCGGACCCGGAGCUGCGGGUGAGGUUCGGCACCGUCGCGCGACGCAAGGAGUCGUGGCUCGGCAGAGCGAUGGACAUGGACGAGGCGUGGGCGGCGUGGGACAAGGCCGUCGGCUGCGCCGCCUUCCGGACCAAGCACGCAGGGCAGGGAAUCAUCUCAUGCACAGCAGCAAGGUACCAUGGCUCAGAUGACCACUCCCUUGCACAUGUGCUGGUGGCUGGGUGCUCACCGCUUUGCUCCACCUCAGAUCUCAUCGCCCAGUACCAGAACGACACGUGGCCCCAGAGCAGCAGCUUCCAGGAUGCUUCCCCCCUGCCGUGUUCUGCUCUCAAGCUGCCUCACGUGUCCAUUCAGGUAGCGGGUGCAGACGUGCAGGUGACGUAUGCGGGGCAGCUGGAGCAUGCCGACCGCAACCGCCAUGUGUCUGGGGUCAAGCGCAAGUCACCGCCUCUCAUCCACGCAGCAUCGCGGCCGUCCAGCUGGCGCGAGCGCAUUGGAGCGCAGAUGCGGCGCAUGGCGCACAGCAUAGGCAGCCGCAGCAACAACAUGCGGGAGGAAGAGGCGGACGUGCUUGACACCUACCCCAUGUGCACCUAUGCGGGGCCGCACGGUCAGAGAGUGGGCUCGCAUGAACAAGGGAAGUUGGCAAAGAAUGAAAGCAAAGGUGGCGAGGUGAAGCACGUGGGUGGGUCUGCAGCGACAGUAGCAGCACAGCAAGGAAUGGGGAAGGGAGCAGGAGGAGGAGGAGGAGGAGGAGGAGGAGGAGGAGGAGGAGGAGGAGGAGGAGGAGGAGGAGGAGGAGGAGGAGGAGGAGGAGGAGGAGGAGGAGGAGGAGUGCUGCUGCUGCUGCUGGACUGGUGGGACCACUUGCACUGCGUACAGUCACACUACCUCUUCAACCUCGUUAUAGAGUCACGCGAGGAGCGUGGCUUCGUCACUGAAAAGUUCUUCCAUGCACUGGAAGCAGGCACAGUGCCGGUGUACUAUGGGGCGCCGGAUAUCGACAGCUUUGCCCCACCCGACUCGUUCCUGAACGCAGAUUCAAUGCAUCGGGACGAGCUGCGCCGCACCAUAAUGGCUGCGUCUGAGGAUCCCGUGAAAUACGCCAACUUCCACGCCUGGCGCAGAUGUGGAGUGCUGGGGCACUAUCAACUCCGUCACCUUUGCGCGCUUAGUGAACUAACCGUGCUCAACCCGUGCACUGUCGAUACCGCCGCCGACUCCGCUUAUCCGCCCGCCAUGCGCGACUCCUCGCGAGCGGCGCACGCGCACGUGUACACAUCCCCGCUCGAAACCCUAGAUUCCUCCAUAGCCAUCCUCGGCGGCUGGCAUGGCCAACCCGCGCAGCACUCCGCUUCCUCCUCCGCCUCGUCGCUCCCGCGCUCGUCCUCCGCCAGCGGCGCGGGGACCGCCAUCUGGGACGCGUCGGUCGUCGAGGUGCGCGCGUAUCUCGAGGCGAUCGAGCGCUUAUUCGAUCUGAUCGACGCCGCCAACAUGCCUGGUGCGCCGCCCGGGAUGGGCGGCGUGCGCGAGACGGCGAAGGCGAUGCUGAACAAUGUCGUGCCGCGCCUCGAAGAGGGAUUCCUCCACGUGUUGCUCGCGGAGAGCCACCCCGUGCCACCCGAUCGGAAGCAGCCUGCUCUCCCCUCGUUCCCCGCCGUCCGCGCGCCCUUACCCCACCGCCCCCAGGUCAACGAGGCCGCCAAGCGCGUAUCCAAGCCCCCGCGCUCCUCCGCGCCGCUCUCUCCCUCCGCGGCCGCCACCCCCGUCACCCCCUCUUCCCCCUCCUCCUCCCCCUCGUCCGCGUCCCUCGCGGUCUCCGCGCUGGACCGCGCGCCCUCCUUCCUCCCCGAGCCCGCCGUGUGGCGCCUCCACGCCAUUGCGCGCGUGGCUGCGCGCGCGGGGCUCUCCCCCUCGCUCCGGCGGAACUACCGCACCGUGCGCAAGGCAGUGUUAGAGGAGUCGUUGAAGCUGCUGGCAGCAGGGAGGUUCGACCCGCGGCUGGUGCCAACACUUGAGUGGGAUGACCUGGCAGCGCGCGUGGACCUGUGGAAGGCGUAUGCGCGGAGGGGCGUGCGCGUGCUGCUGGCUGCCGAGAGGAAGCUCUGUGAACGGGUCUUUGACACCGUGGAGGACAGCGAGCAGUGCUUUGCGGAGACGGCAAAGGGCAGCAUGGGGCGGCUGUUUGACUUCGUGGAGGCAUUCGCGGCGGGCCACAAGGCACCUGAGCGCCUCUUCGCCAUGCUUGAUAUCUACGAGACUCUGCAGGAGCUGCAGCCCGAUUUCAACGCGGUUGUGUGCGGCAACGGUGCAUGCCGCAGUGUGCGCAACGAGCUGUCAGUCGUUCUGAGCUACGUGGGCGUGGCGGUGAGAGGCAUCCUCGCUGACUUUGAGCGCAACAUAGAGCAGGAGGACAGCCGGCCCCCUCCCGCCGGCUCCGUGCACGGCCUCACCAGCUACGUUGUCAACUACCUUGGCCUGCUCUUUGAAUACAGUGACACGAUCAAUAAGCUGUAUAGCAGCAGUGGGAACGCGGUGGUGGUACCGGUGCCGAAGCUGCUGCGGCUGAGGUCGGACGAGGAGGAGGAGGAGGAGUUUGAGGAGGAGGAGGUGCAGGGGGAGGAGGAGGGGGAGGAGGGCGGAGUGGUGGGCGAGGAUGGGAAGAGGUACUGGGGGGAGCCGCAGGAGGAGUAUCGGGAGGUGGGGCGGAAGAUUCGGGGGAUUCUGAAGGUGCUGGAGGCGAAGCUUCUGGGGAAGGCGCUGACGUACCGGGAUGCAGGGCUGGCGCACUUUUUCAUGAUGAACAAUGUGCAGUACAUUGCACGCAAGGUGAAGGGGUGUGAGCUGCGAAUGCUGGUGGGGGACGACUGGAUCAGGGACCGAGCGGACACGGCGCAGCAGCAGGCAAACGAGUACCUCAAGGUGGCGUGGAACCGCGUCACGGCGCCGCUCAGAGAGGUCCCCACCACCUCCUUCCUCAACCCCAAGGGCUCGCUCAAGGAGAUAUUUAAGCAAUUUACGACAUUGUUUGAGGAGGCAUGCAGGGUUCAGCGAACCUGGAUGGUCAACCCUGGCCCUCUGCAGCAGGAGCUGCAUCAGGCUGUGCGGUACAGGGUGCUAUCACUGUACGCCCUAUUCUACAAAACACAUGGUGCCACACUGCGGCAUCAAACGAAAUAUAUUAAGUACACCCCGCAACAGGUGAACGAGAUGAUAGGGAGCCUCUUUGAAGGUCAUCAAGGAUAA